Cataglyphis hispanica is the source of this 3085-nucleotide messenger RNA. RefSeq names its product protein FAN-like. Gene Ontology annotation, molecular function: protein binding. NCBI's taxonomy places the organism in Eukaryota, Metazoa, Arthropoda, Insecta, Hymenoptera, Formicidae. Bases 262 to 2946 code for a protein of 894 amino acids. The transcript is spliced from 16 exons. The record is from RefSeq and is a predicted model, not a curated record.
AUCGAGAGCUCGUACGAGAAACGCCGGGAUGACCGCUCUCAGGCUUCUCUCUAGUAUUACAUAUAUAUAUAUAUAUGUAGAAAAUAAGAAUAGUAAGAGAAACGAACCUGUUGAGACUGGCAAAUGACGUUUUGCUAAUUAGAUUAAAUCGUUAUAUGCACUUAUAUAAAUUGCAACGAAAAUUUUUCUUACAAACAUCGAGUCUAAUACAUUUUGUAAUUAUAGAAUUUAAUAUAUGAAUCAUUUAUACAUAGAACAACAAUGGAGAAAGAAAGGUUUACAAUGCUUCUUUUGGAACCAGGAGAAAUAUUUUUUGAAGAUUAUAGUGUUCAGAUGAGAAGGCUAGAUGCUAGAUUUCCAGAAAAUAAAAACUGGAUGGAGGGGAGAUUAAAGCUAUGCUCUAAAUCUUUGGUAUUUGUAAAUAAAGAUAUUAACCAGCCAUUAAUCAAGAUUCAACUCAAGGAAACUACAUUUGUGGAGCAAUGUACAUCAAGCAAUAAUAUAGCAAGUAAUAUGCUGUCAGUGGAAUGUAAACAACAUGUGGAAAUGCUGGAAAAAAAUAUAUUAGCACCAUACAGAUUUAUACAUCAAAAUACUAUGUUUAAUUUCUGUUUCAAUUAUGCAAAAAUAGAAGAUUGCCUUUCACAAAUCUUACAGUUGCAUAGAGCAGCGAGUUUAGCAACCGCGGAACAAAAUGCUAUGAUUAUGGCUAUUGUACACUCCAGACAAUCGCGUGUAUCUUUUGAUACAUCAUGGCUGGAAGAUUUAUAUGAGCAAGUAAUUUUAGAGACACAAGCAAACAAAAUAUCACCACUUGUGGUAAAUCCGGGAAGAGUAUUGUUGACUACUUCGAGAAUUUAUUUUCAACCUUACAAUAAUAUGGAUCAGCAUCCUGUUCUUAAGAUUCAACUGAAAGAUAUACAAAAUAUUAUAAAAAGAAGAUUUCUAUUGCGACAAGUGGGUCUUGAAAUUAAAUGGAUACGACAAGCUGAUAGUAAAUUUGAACAUCUAUUUUUGUCAUUUCAAAAUCAGGAUAACAGAGAUAAUCUAUAUGAAAGUUUACUUAAACAAUCAAUGGUUUCCCUAGAAACUGUACCCCAAAAUCAAAUGACAAUGAGAUGGCAAAAUGGAUAUAUAUCGAAUUAUGAUUACAUUUUAUAUGUAAACAGUUUGGCUGACAGAACAUUUCACGAUUUGACACAAUAUCCAGUAUUUCCAUGGAUUAUACAAGACUACACUUCUACUGCGUUAGAUUUAAAUGAUAUUAAAGUUUACAGAGAUCUUUCAAAACCUAUUGGCGCAUUAAAUCCUUCUCGUUUAGAGAGACUAAAAGAACGAUAUUUGGAAAUGUCUGAUCCGAAAUUUUUAUAUGGUUCUCAUUAUAGCGCACCAGGUUUUGUAUUAUUUUACUUAGUACGGAAGUACCCUCAAUAUAUGCUCUGUCUACAAAAUGGAAGAUUCGAUCAUCCAGAUAGAAUGUUUAACAGUAUAGCCGACGUUUGGAAAAAUGUUUUGGUGAACAUGUCUGACUUUAAAGAACUGAUACCGGAGUUUUAUGAUAUGAGCAAUGCCGGUGACUUUUUAGCGAAUAGUUACGGUAUCGACUUUGGUUAUCGACACGACGGUACAAAGAUAGGUGAUGUACAACUUCCUCCUUGGGCAAAAGGACCAACCGAUUUUGUACAACAAUUAAGAAAUGCUUUAGAAAGCGAUUAUGUUUCUCGAAAUCUUCAUCAUUGGAUUGAUUUAAUUUUUGGAUAUAAACAAAGAGGAAUUGAAGCUGAAAAAGCUGAUAAUGUAUUCUUCCAUUUAUGUUAUGAAGGGGCAGUAGAUUUAGACACUAUACGAGAUAUAAAUGACAGACAUGGGCUUGAAGUGCAAAUUAUGGAGUUUGGUCAAAUACCAAAGCAAGUUUUUACUUUACCUCAUCCUAAACGUUUAGCAUCAGCUCCAGAUUUAUUAUAUAGCGAAACAUUGUUAACUUUGCCAGAAACAAUGACUUCAGGGAAUCCAUGUGUAAAAGAAAAAGCAAUUAAUUUCGCGGAAUUGAUAGCGUUCCAAGCACACAAAGACUGUGUUACCAGUAUCAUACGAAAAAAUACAACGAGUAACGAAAUUAUAUCAGUAGGACAAGACGGAAUGCUUAAAUUAUAUAAUACAAACGAGAGAAAACUGACGCAUAGCGUUUCUUUGUCUUUAUUAUCAUUAUCAUCUUGUAUCUCGUAUUAUACAUCGUCGCAGCGUAACAUUCUUGUAGCAGGAUCGUGGGACAAUACUUUAAUAUUUUAUGAUAUCGAGUUUGGCAGAGUAAUUGAUGUCCUUCAAGGACAUGAAGAUGCAGUCUCAUGUUUAGCUUGGAGUCCUAAGCAUCAAGUAAUUAUAUCAGGGUCGUGGGAUUGUACUGUGAAAGUCUGGCAUGGGUAUACUUCUGGAUCAAAAAUUAAACCUGCAGAAUGUUUUAUCGCGCAAUUAGAUCAUGAUUCCAAAGUAACUUGUAUUAAUAUAUCGAGAGAUGAUACUAUGUUGGUAUCUGGUACAGAAGAUGGCGAAUUAUGUUUGUGGAACAUGGAUAGCUACAAUUUACAAGCUACUAUUAAAGGCCACGUAUGCAGGAUAAAUGCGGUAACGUUCGAUAAACAAUGCAGCAGCGUGAUAUCAUGUGCGGAAGACAAACUAAGUAUAAUCGACGUUCGAACAAAUACACAGAUAUAUUCCGUCAAUUUAGAGAGUGAACCAUUGACGUUAACUUGGAUGAAAACCUUUCUCUUAAUAGGCGAUAAUAAUGGAAAUCUUAAUAUAUGGAAUCAUCAAGGGGCUGCACUCGUCUCACAAAUACAAUGUCACGAUGGGCCGCUUUGCGCCCUAGCUGUAAUUGCUGAUAGUAACUUGAUGAUAACGGGUGGGAAGGACAGAAAAGUUAUCGUAUGGGAAUGCCAUGAGCAAUGACAGUAUUAUUGAACUAAUAUAGAUUACUACUAGUGUAUAUAAUUACUACUAGUAAUUACUACUAGUAAUUACUACUAGUGUAUAAAAAAGGAAAUUUGAUGUAAAAAGAGGGACUAUAAUAUAUAAUAUUAUUUAUAAA